AUGACUUACGACAUGGAUUCCAUAGUAGAGGCUACCUCUCUAUCUCACGUUACCGACAUCGCAACCAACCCGCCAUCACAUCCGAAUGCGCCAGCAGACUACCCAAGGCUGCCGCUAGUCUUGUACAUUGCGAGGGUACCUGGAAGUCGAGACGUCUUUCUCACCCCGAUAAAGCCGAGAGAGAAAGUCGUUACGGCUGAGGACGUUCAAAGUUCGCUGUACUAUGUACACAUCAACAGCCGUGACGAUUACGAAGAGCCGUCAGCAAGACCGUCUUCUGUGAACACGGAUGCCUCCAAGUUGAUGCCCAUCCGAGAGAAUAGCACGAAGAGGAAGCCAGUAUUACCCGCACGACCUGUGCAGCCUCCAAGCCCGCCGUACCCUUCAUACGACAGCAUGCCGGACACUCAACAGCCACCAUCUUACCCACCAAGGCCACAACAAAUUUCUCGAAAGCCGAUAGCGCCAAAGCAUGGAGCAAGUUUCCAACAGACUCCUGACCUACCUGUUCUUCCACGGCGACCCCUUCCAUCGCCACCAGAGGAAGAGGACCUCGAUUCGCACUCGUUGCAUCAGAGCAACAUUCGGCUACUUCGACGAGCUGAACACAGCGAAGAGAAUAACCCGUAUCUGAGGCAUUACGAGCCAGCACCUCCAGCAAUAGACCCUGCCGAUAUGCCGGAGCCUGGUACUUUGACUUUAAUCAGGCGGGACCCAUCAUCCAGCGAGCAGUGGAAUGUAGCAUCCAUAUAUGAUCCUCCCGUCCACGAAGUCAGCUCCGCGGCAUUGCGUAAGCCGAGUGCAGCCAUGCGGACAAAACGUGGUGGUGCCCCUGUCUACUUGGACAUUAGCAACCCCUCAUACGAGCAAUUCAUCGAUGCCAACCGCCCAGACUCACGAGUCAGCAUGGGAUCUGCUACAUCCGGCGACAGUGAUCCGCCACCAGAGGGAGUUUUCAGACGCCGUCUGUACAUGCCAGGCUCCAAGUACGCCGAACACAACUACGGCCACACCCGCAAAUUCGGCUCAGUAGGCUCUUUAGCCCCGACGGACGACACAUCCAUAAGACGAACAAUGCGCCACUCCGUCGACAUGAGCACCACAUCUUCCUCACCCGCCCAGGCCGACCGCCGAAGCAAAAGCUACAACUUCACCAGUCCCUGGGACGGCCGCUGCGAAUUCUCCACUGGCACAACAGGCAAAUCGCUCAAAUGCCGCCACCACCUCCCACCCAACCGCGGCGGCGUCGCCGAAGUCAGCGAGCUGCGCUUCAACCUCCCCACCUCGUCGAGUAGAACGGCGACAGCACUCUCCGACAAACGCUCCUCCUACUUCCACCGCAUGCACGGCCGGGCACUCUCGAGUACAGACGGGGACGAUGAUGACAUGCCGACGUUUGUAAUUGGAGAGGAUGGGAGAUUGGAUUUGACGCUCGGGCAGGAGAGGGCUGGGGGCGGGUUUGGAGGCAAGCAGGCGAAGUUGGGCAAGUUGAUUAUUGAGCCCGAGGGAUUGAAGAUGUUGGAUUUGUUGGUUGCGGCGAAUGUGGGGCUUUGGUGGAGGGCUUAUGAGAAGGUUUAG
Zasmidium cellare ATCC 36951 is the source of this 1578-nucleotide messenger RNA. RefSeq lists its product as uncharacterized. The record is from RefSeq and is a predicted model, not a curated record. The transcript has a single exon. The coding region runs from base 1 to 1578 and encodes 525 amino acids. NCBI's taxonomy places the organism in Eukaryota, Fungi, Ascomycota, Dothideomycetes, Mycosphaerellales, Mycosphaerellaceae.